UCCCUUUAUAAAAGGGACAUGCCUCACCCUGCAGUCCAUGAUCGCCGCUCUGCCUCUUGAUCCCUUCGAAUUGCCCGCAUCACACUGCGGCUGUUCUCCUCCUCGCUCCCCUCUCCCCAUCUCAUCCUGAUCUCCACGGAUCACUCAUCACCUAGCUAGCUACUACCUAGCCAGCCAUAGCUCCAUCCGGAUCUCGAGCGCAAGCUCCUCUCGGUCCCAUGUCUGCCAUCUACAUGAGCCAGCUCUCCACUGCCCUCCCUCUCAUGGAGGGAGAUCACCACCAGGAUCAUCACCACCACCACCACCAAGGACACUUCCAGACCUUCACCCUGCCCAAGGAUCCCCCGAUCCUGUUCCCCUUUGUGAUCAGCAGCAGCAGCAGCGCCAGCGACAGCAGCCUGAGCUAUGGAUCGGCAGACCAUCACUUGAUGUUCAGGCAGCAGCAUCAAGCUAUGCUGGAGCCCCAACAUAUGAUAGGCGGAUCAUCGUCUGCGAGUGUCUUUGCGACGCCGUUCCCGACCGUGGAGAGCAUCCGGGACGACAUGAUCGAGCCGUCCUCGUACGAUCCAUACGAUAUGGGGAGGCUGCAGGCCGCCGGAUCACUCGAGGCUGCAGGCAGCUGGACGCCGCCGGCCAAGAUGAGGAUCACGAGGAAGGCGACCGCCGAUCCUGGUGCGGCGAAGAAGCCCAGGAGGAAGGCGCAAGGGUACGAGGACAUGAUGAGCAUGGGCGGCCAGCCUAAUCUGGGUGUUAUUAGGGUGUGCUCCGACUGCAACACCACCAAGACGCCCUUGUGGAGGAGUGGUCCCUGCGGCCCCAAGUCGCUCUGCAACGCGUGCGGCAUCAGGCAGCGGAAGGCGCGGCGGGCGAUGAUGGCCUCCGGCGGCGGCUCCGGGCCAGUGCCGGCCGACGGCGCCAAGGCAGCCACGGCCACGCCCAGGGACGCCAUGGCCGCACCAGCACACCCUAAGGUGAAGAAGGAGAAGAGAGUGGACGUGGACCGGUCGCUGCCGUUCAAGAAACGGUGCAAGCUGGUCCAGGAUCACGCUGGCGCUGCCGGUCCUCCUCCUGCCGCGGCUCACAAGGCCGUCGUCCAGCCCGCCGCCGAGGUUGCUGAUGACGCCGGUCUGAGCAGCAGGGACCUCGUCGACAACAUUGGGCUCCUCAGCUGGAGCAGGAACCCAGCUCCCCCAUCUGCCGCUGCUUCGUGCAGCUUAUUCCGCGCGUCGCCGGGCCUGCCGGUGCAGCAGGACGAGAUCACGGAUGCCGCCAUGUUGCUCAUGACGCUGUCCUGCGGGCUUGUCCGGAGCUGAUGAUGAUCUACCGUACCUCUACACAAGGCACGACCAGCACCGUAGGCCUUUUGCAGCACCUAGGUGCCUUUGACUGUUAGUGUUACCGUCAUCUACCUUCCGCGCUGGUGUUUUUUGGCUUCUUGUUCGUGUUGCCAGUGCAACCCGUGUCACUGUUCGCGAGUCAUGUGAUUCGUUCGUGUAUGUGAGAGAGAUCAGAGAGAGAAGAGUUGAGAUAGGAGCGAGAAGAUCACGAGGGAAGUAAUAAGGCAAAAUCGUGAGAUUACCAUCUAGCUAGAAAUAUAGCUAGGAUAUAAUUGCAUGUAGUGUGAGGAGUUUCAGUUUUGAGUAAUAGUUUUUUUUUCUGUGCUGGGGGGGCUAUAACAUGGUCGCUGGCUGCUAGCCUGUUACAUGUAUUUUUGUUCUUUGUUGUUUUGGUUCAGUUUCUUGUACUGGAGCUAAAAAUAAUAGCAAUAUGGAGAGAGAUCAAGCACAAGGUGAUUUUUCUGUUCA
This is a messenger RNA of Panicum hallii, 1805 nucleotides long. Its product is annotated as putative GATA transcription factor 22. Lineage: Eukaryota; Viridiplantae; Streptophyta; Magnoliopsida; Poales; Poaceae. Gene Ontology annotation, biological process: regulation of DNA-templated transcription. Gene Ontology annotation, molecular function: zinc ion binding; sequence-specific DNA binding. The record is from RefSeq and is a predicted model, not a curated record. The coding region runs from base 219 to 1313 and encodes 364 amino acids. The transcript has 3 exons.